Punica granatum (pomegranate) is the source of this 1512-nucleotide messenger RNA. The record is from RefSeq and is a predicted model, not a curated record. Lineage: Eukaryota; Viridiplantae; Streptophyta; Magnoliopsida; Myrtales; Lythraceae.
UCCCUUUGCAUGCUUUUCCUCUUCUCCUCUCAGCUCUCUCCAUUUGGUACACUUGGAAGCCAGGAGAGAUCAGACCUUUAAGUUAGUCCCCACCAAUGGAGAAGCAUACUGCAAUUGUUCCUUGCUUGUUCUUGGGCCUCAUCCUCACUCUCGGAGCCUUUGCCCCGAGGGUCGAGGCAGCCCGAGCUUUCUUUGUGUUCGGGGACUCGCUGGUCGACAAUGGCAACAACAACUACCUGGCCACCACCGCUCGUGCGGACGCACCCCCAUACGGGAUCGACUACCCGACUCACCUUCCCACGGGCCGGUUUUCGAAUGGGCUGAACAUCCCGGACCUUAUAAGUGAGCAAAUUGGGUCUGAGUCCACAUUGCCGUACUUGAGCCCAGAACUCACUGGUGAGAGGCUACUCAUCGGUGCAAACUUUGCCUCCGCCGGGAUCGGGAUUCUGAACGACACCGGAAUUCAGUUCGUAAACAUUAUUAGAAUCAGCAAGCAACUCGAGUACUUCCAGCAGUACCAGCAGAGGGUCAGCUCUCUCAUUGGAGAAGACCAGAUGCAGCGGCUCGUGAACCAGGCCUUGGUCCUCAUCACGCUCGGUGGCAACGACUUCGUCAACAACUACUAUCUGGUUCCCUUCUCCGCUCGGUCACGCCAGUUCGCCCUCCCCGACUAUGUCGUCUACCUCAUCUCCGAGUACCGCAAAAUCCUAGCUAGGCUAUACGAAUUGGGAGCCAGGAGGGUUCUUGUGACGGGCACUGGACCGCUGGGGUGCGUGCCGGCCGAGCUGGCUCAGAGGAGCCCGAACGGGGAGUGUGCCGUGGAGCUGCAGCGUGCAGCCGGCCUCUUCAACCCCCAGCUCGUUGAUAUGAUCAACAGCCUCAACAGCGAUCUUGGUGCCGAUGUGUUUGUCGCUGCCAAUGCAAUGCAGAUGAACUUGGACUUCGUCAACAACCCUCGAGCCUAUGGGUUUGUGACAUCGAAGGUGGCAUGCUGUGGGCAAGGGCCAUACAACGGGAUCGGGCUGUGCACGAUAGCCUCGAACCUGUGCCCUAACAGAGACAUCUAUGCCUUCUGGGACCCUUUCCAUCCGUCGGAGAGGGCCAACCGCAUUAUUGUCCAGCAGAUCGUGACCGGGGACUCCAAGUACAUGCACCCCAUGAACCUAAGCACCAUCAUGGAGUUGGACUCUAGGACCUGAUUUAAAGGUUCAAUCAUUUUAUAAUCAUAGUUAUUACAUCAUAAAAUCCAACCGGUUAUCCAUCAAUCAGUUCAUUCAUGAUAUAUUGGUGUCAAUGACGUGACAUGAAGUGUUGUUGUUCGUAUAUGUUGAUCGGGCUUUGUCCAUCUGUUUAGGAAAAUUGUUAUUGUCUUUCGAAUGUGAUGAAAUUCAUCGUAUCAUUUUUAUUUUUGGUAAUUUCUCAAGUUUUUGUCAUAUAUGUGGUCUUUGUUGGGAAGAAAAAGCAAUGGUUUGUGUUCAGAUUUUUGAGAAUAAAUACAUAGUUUGGGUGCAA